Messenger RNA from Labeo rohita (rohu), 3291 nucleotides. It is a transcript of the gene pfkfb4a, whose product is annotated as 6-phosphofructo-2-kinase/fructose-2,6-biphosphatase 4a. Gene Ontology annotation, cellular component: cytosol. Gene Ontology annotation, molecular function: 6-phosphofructo-2-kinase activity; fructose-2,6-bisphosphate 2-phosphatase activity; ATP binding. Gene Ontology annotation, biological process: fructose 2,6-bisphosphate metabolic process; fructose metabolic process. The transcript is spliced from 14 exons. The record is from RefSeq and is a predicted model, not a curated record. The coding region runs from base 549 to 2207 and encodes 552 amino acids. NCBI's taxonomy places the organism in Eukaryota, Metazoa, Chordata, Actinopteri, Cypriniformes, Cyprinidae.
AAAUAAAUGCAGGCUUGGUGAGCAGAAGAGACUUGCUGUUCAAAAGCUUUUGACUUGUAGUGUACAUGUCCUCUGUCUUACACUUUAAGAAAAUGGAAUCCCUUUUAUCAUACUGUAAUUCUUAAAAUAUCCACCUUCAGGUUUCGGGACACGUCUUUAUACUUACCUUGAACGACUCUGAUUGGUUCAUCUGUGAUAGCGGUGAGAAAAGUAGCAGACAGCACGUGACUUUUAUAGUUCACCGUCUAUGAAUAGGCAGAAUAACAGAAAAAACAUAAGUUUAAGGUUAAUACAGUAGUAUUAAAAUUAAGACUCAUAUGUAGACCAAGCGGCUAAAACACUUAUUUUUGGAUUAUUUUGUCUCAUAUAUUUUAUCACCGUAUCACACUGUUAAAUGACAUCAGGAAUUACCGUAAAGUCUAAGUCGUGCGCGUCUUUUCCUGCCGUUACGGUAGUGUUGUUCUCUACCAGCCUCAUGACAUUCUUCAGCGCUGUCUUUAGUGCGCACUGAUGGUUAUGGACGCUAGUGCGUAGAGACGACGAAUAUAAUGAAUGUAACCGAGGACAGCACGGAGCUAUGCGGCAAUAGUCUAACCCGAGAGCUCACUCAGAAUCCUUUAAAGAAAAUAUGGGUGCCAUCCUGCAAAAACGGCCUUCCUGAGAGACACAUUAGUCAAAGAAAGGUAUGUAUGACCAACUGCCCCACACUUAUAGUAACCGUUGGUCUACCAGCCAGAGGAAAGACCUACAUCUCCAAGAAACUGACACGCUACCUCAACUGGAUUGAUGUUCCAACAAAAGAGUUUAACGUUGGGCAGUACAGACGUGAAUGUGUGAAGAUCUACAAAUCCUUUGAGUUCUUUCGGCCAGACAAUGAAGAGGGGCUUAAAAUCAGGAAGCAGUGUGCAUUGGCGGCUCUUAACGACGUACGGCAGUUCCUAACAGAUGAAGGCGGCCAGGUGGCGGUUUUUGAUGCCACAAACACAACUAGAGAAAGAAGAGAGACGAUUCUCAGAUUUGCAGAGCAGAAUGGUUUCAAGGUUUUCUUUGUGGAAUCUGUGUGCGAAGACCCAGACGUCAUAGCCGAGAACAUUGUGCAAGUGAAGCUGGGCAGUCCAGACUACACACACUGUAACACGGAGGAAGCCGUCGCAGACUUUAUGAAGAGGAUAAAGUGUUAUGAGAACUCUUAUGAACCGCUGGAUGAGGAGUUGGACAGGGACCUUUCAUUUAUUAAGAUUAUUGAUGUGGGGCGGCGGUACCUGGUGAACAGGGUCCAGGACCACAUACAGAGCCGAAUAGUUUACUACCUCAUGAAUAUCCACAUCACACCCCGCUCCAUCUACUUGUGCCGGCAUGGAGAGAGCGAUCUUAACAUCAAAGGACGCAUCGGUGGAGACUCAGGGCUCUCGGCCAGGGGAAAGGAUUUUGCUAAUGGUUUGGGCCAGUUUAUCCAGUCGCAGAAUAUUCGUGAUUUGAAGGUGUGGACGAGUCAGAUGAAGAGGACCAUACAGACGGCAGAAGCUGUUGGUGUGCCAUACGAACAGUGGAAAGCUCUCAAUGAGAUUGAUGCCGGCGUUUGUGAGGAACUCAUGUAUGAAGAGAUCCAGCAGCGAUAUCCACUGGAGUUUGCAUUACGCGACCAGGACAAAUAUCGUUAUCGCUAUCCCAAAGGAGAGUCUUAUGAAGACUUGGUUCAGCGGCUGGAACCUGUGAUCAUGGAGUUAGAGCGGCAGGAAAACGUUCUGGUCAUCUGUCAUCAAGCUGUCAUGAGAUGUUUGCUGGCCUACUUUCUGGACAAGUCUGCAGAGGAACUGCCUUACCUGAAAUGCCCUCUUCACACAGUAUUGAAGUUAACGCCAGUGGCCUAUGGUUGUAAGGUGGAGUCGAUCUGUUUGAAUGUGGAUGCUGUGAAUACACACAGAGACAGACCAACGAAUGUCAAUGUGCACCGCACUGCCGAGGAUGCCCUACAGACUGUCCCCCCCUCACCUCUGACCUACAGCCACACCGCCUUCUCUCUAUUCACUACACCAAUGUCUCUCCGAGCCUGGGAUUGCCAUUACAACAGGUCAACCCUGCCUUCAGAUAGACCCCUAAUCAGGUUCUGGUCUGUUACGUUAACCGGUUAUUUAGUGGCUGUAAGAUUUCUACUGAUUGUAUAUAUAGUAAAUGGUUUCUCACUCCAUGUUUUAAAAGAGCCAUAAUCAGUUUACAUGGCAUGAGAUAAACCUGAAAGAUUGUGUUUGCACUUAUGGUGUUUGGGAUGGAUGUUACAUUACUAUGGCUCUUAUAUGUAUAUUUAAUAUACAUAUAUUUACAGAUAUGGGAUCCGCAGGUAUGUUAUUUUGCUGCUCCUCCAAUUGUGCUCUCAUUUUGUCAAAUCUAAAAGGUAAUCUCUCUGUUAUUUUGAGGGAUGGGAUGACAAAAGUUGUGUUUGUGUGCGUGUGUGUACAUACAAAUCAGAGAAAACACUCACAGUGUCAAAAAACUGUCUUUCAUUUCCCUUUAAUGAUAGAGUGACUUUAUCUUCUUUUUUUAAUGUUCUUUAAGAAUUUAGAUAGAAAUAUCGACCUUUUUGGCCUGACGUUUAAAAUCAGACACCGGUUGUUGAUUCAAGUGCUAAAUCAACACGGUGUUCAGGCAGGUAUUUUUCUAUCAUGUAAAUUUUAUUCAGAAUAACUGCAGAAUAUUCUGACUUUCCAACUGACUGCAUGUUUCUGAGAAAUUUAAGUGCUUGUGAGAAAAACAUAAGCUGUUUGUUACAUUAACAAAUUUGGGAACAAAGUCUCAGUAUUUGUUUUUACGAUAUUAAUAUGCUCAACAAUGAUUCAUCAAUAUCCAUUUCCAUAUAAAGAUUAAAAUAUAGUAUAAAGUUGAUCUGUAAUUCAUUUGAAUUGUUGCCUCAAAUCAUGUCCAAAGAGUGCUGUGAUAUAUACUGUGCAUUUGAAACAGCUCUUGACUAUUUAAAUGAGAUUUUCUGGUAGUAUUGUUCUGAUUAUUUUGGUGCCAGUAUCACACUAAAUAAAUAAAGGUAUGUUUUGAUGUAGUAGUUCAUUAAUAGUAAUAAUCACAGAUUUUAAUUCAUUGAAUAUACUGUCUGUGUAUGCAAUCAUAUUGUUCCACCAUGUUGACAAAGAUACGAAUUGUACAGCUACAACAGCAUCAUGUGUAAGUAAUAUAUUUGAUGUCAAAUUACAUGGAUUUUUUUUGGAACUGUUGAAAAUACAAUCUGUGUUUGUGUGUUUUAAUUGUAUCACCUUCUUGAAUAAACCUUUUGUGGUGAUUUUA